Molecule: messenger RNA, 690 nt
Organism: Naegleria lovaniensis
Lineage: Eukaryota; Heterolobosea; Eutetramitea; Acrasida; Naegleriidae
Exons: 1
Coding region: 1-690 (229 amino acids)
Biological process (GO): protein homooligomerization
Molecular function (GO): protein binding
Source: RefSeq, a predicted model, not a curated record
AUGGCUCAAAGUUGCAGCAGCUCACAAACCAUCUCCAUCAAUGUGGGCGGUAUAGUAUUCAGCACUAGCUCUUCCACACUUUCUACAAUUCACUCCGAGAAGGAUGAGCAUCAUUUUCUAGCUGAAUUAGUUUCUAAUCAUUUCAAUUCACAAGAAGCUAGCUCCAAUUCUUCUCUUCAAAAUAAUACAACGCCAUUAUUGUUUAUUGAUCGAGAUCCCACUCAUUUCCGAUACGUGUUGAAUUACUUGAGAAAUGGAAUUAAUGUGGUUUUGCCAUCACACGAUCCACACGCGAUGGAAGAAUUGUUUAUGGAAGCAAAAUAUUAUCGAUUGAAUAGUUUGGCUGAUUUAUUGAGUUCUCUCAUGUCACAGCAUCGAACUUGUACGGAUGAAUAUUUAACUAUUGAUGUCAAUAAUACAUAUGGAGAAUAUUUAUGUAUUGGACCAGAGAUAGCAUAUCAAUUUAUGAAAGGGAAAGGAUUAGUGAAAGUAAAUGGAUUGGAAAUGAAGAGAAAUGUUAAAUUUUGUGGAAAGUGGGAGAUUGAAUGGACACAUAUUAAACAAUUGUUGGAAAUAUUAUCACAAAUUGGUUUUGAAUUGAUUUCUACAAUUCUGGAGUCAAGAAAGAAUGGAAAGUUUGAAAACAAGCUUAUAUUUAAAAGAAAGACAUCGGACCAAAAUGGAAAUUAA